CUAUGAUUAGUUACAGCAUCAUAACAGGAGAUACAUUAAACAAAGUUUUUCCAAGACUCCCUGGAGUUGAUCCCGGUAACUUUUUUAUUGGUCAUCACUGCAUUUCUGUGCUUGCUAUAGUUGUCUUUGCCCUUCUUUUAUCCCUGUACCGUGAUAUAGCAAAGCUGAGAAAGGUAUCCCUCAUUUCCUCAAUUUUAACAAAUCUAAUUUAUCGUGUAAUUGUAAGAGUGGUUACAGUGGAUCCUUACAUCCCGAAAACAGAAGACACCUGGGUAUUUGCAAAGUCAAAUGCAGUCCAAGCAGCCGGAGUUAUAUCUUUCGCCUUCAUCUGUCAUCAUAAUAGCUUUUUAGUUUAUGGAUCUCUAGAAGAACCAACAGUAGCUAAGUGGACCCAGGUCAUUCAUGUGUCAGUCUUGGUAUCUGCAUUUAUCAGUUUGCUGUUUGCUACCUGUGGGUUUCUGACAUUUACAGGUUAUACCCAAGGAGAUUUACUUGAAAACUAUUGCAGAAAUGAUGACCUUAUUACAUUUGGAAGGUUUGUUAUGGAUCACUUAAUUUUGACUUACCCAACUGAAUGUUUUGUGACCAGAGAGGUAAUAUCCACUGUGUGUUUUGGUGGGAACCUGACAGCAGUUUUCCAUAUUGCAGUGACAGCAGCUAUCAUUGCCAGGGCCACCAUCAUAUCUUUGGCGAUUGAUUGCCUGGGAAUAGUAUUAGAGCUCAAUGGUGUCCUCUGCGCGGCUCCACUUAUUUUUAUCAUCCCAUCAGCCUGUUAUCUCAAGUUCUCUGAAGAGCAAUGAAACCUCUUUGUUAAGAUUAUGUCCUAUUUGAUGCUUAUUGUUGGUGCCAUAAUGAUGGGAGUUGGAUUCAUUAUGGUUGUCAUGCAUCCUCAGGACUGCAGCCAUGGGAAAGAAAUGUUUUAUUGCUCGUCAGAAAACUUCUCUUUUCCCAAUAUAUCAUUUUCUCAUUUUCAGCCAUCAAAAGAGCCUUCAGUCUUAAACAUGACUGCCUUCCAAUGAGUUGACUGCUAAUAUAAAUGUGAGAAAGUCUUGUUCUUAA
Molecule: messenger RNA, 1059 nt
Organism: Tachyglossus aculeatus (Australian echidna)
Lineage: Eukaryota; Metazoa; Chordata; Mammalia; Monotremata; Tachyglossidae
Gene: SLC38A11
Product: solute carrier family 38 member 11
Biological process (GO): amino acid transmembrane transport
Molecular function (GO): amino acid transmembrane transporter activity
Source: RefSeq, a predicted model, not a curated record